Anopheles arabiensis is the source of this 1976-nucleotide messenger RNA. RefSeq lists its product as uncharacterized. Lineage: Eukaryota; Metazoa; Arthropoda; Insecta; Diptera; Culicidae. The transcript has 2 exons. The record is from RefSeq and is a predicted model, not a curated record. Bases 59 to 922 code for a protein of 287 amino acids.
UAUAUCAUACGAGUGAGGACUUUAUAACCGAGAGCAAUUAUCAUCUAAAUAAACCGAGAUGGAAGAAAGUGGAGCAGUAAAGAGAAAAACAAACGAAUUGCGUACUACAGUUAGAGUAAAGCUGGAUGCUGCAAGCUAUAAAUUAUUGAAAAGCAUUUCAUCAGCGAAGCAUCCAAUUUCGGAAAAAGUAAAGAUACUUCAACACUCUGAUUCGAUGAACCUGCUGAAUACUGGACCAUCGGAUACAGCGCAACGCAAAGACGUCGUACGGGUUGAAGGCGAAGAAAACGGUCAGACUGUUGCAAAACGAAACGACUCUGACGCACCGAACACUAUUACGCCUUCUCCAGCUAGUGCCAUUUCAAAGAGGAAACAGGUUUUGAAAAAUGGGAUGAAUCCCCAAUUGUACCGUACGAUGAUGUGCCAAAGGUUCGUCAGUCAUAUAGAUGCAGCUGCGUUGGCAGUAAAUGGGUACAAUGGCUUUGACGCGAUCUUCCGGCAGGAGAAAGGAACCUUGUAUCCGACGCUGGCUAACUCGUCCAUUACCCAUAUACAGCGCAAACGCAUUACUAAGAACUUCCGGAAACGUCAGCUUAUUGGUCGCUUUUCGCCCGCGUUCAUAAGCAAGAGACGCGUCGAGCUAGAAAAGCACCGCGACUUGUUGCGCUAUCUGACGGCAAAUCCGUUGAUAGAGUACUCAGAUGGUGUUAUACAGUUGACCGCUCCGGAUCCGAUCAAAAUCGGAUCCAAGGUGAGUGUAAUGCUCUAUACGCCCCGGCUGUCGUGCUGCUUCGGGGAAGUUAUCGACAUAGAGUACCGAGAGAUUACAAUGUUCAAAGUUCGUUAUGAAGCCGAGGGAAUUAUACAAGAGCAACUAGUGCCAGACUAUUGCGUAGCGCUGGAAGAGGAAAGCGAAUUGUAAUUGUUCCUCCUUUUCAUUUUGCCAUACCAUAAUUGUUGAGGGUUCGUGAAACACUGCCAGUGGACGCAGCCCAGCUGUCAGGAACAUUCGCACGCCAGUGGACGAAUGUUGCUUCUGACUAUUAGCUAUAUAUGUCCGAGCCGGAAUGCCGUACUUUCUGGCUGAUCAGUUGCUGGUAAACUCUGCCCAGCGGAGUAACAUUAAUAACACUCCAAUCCAAUCCGGCAGAAAGCUAGUGAGGUACAUGUGGGUCAUUUUGUAUCGUCGUUCCAAAAAUUUAGUUAGGAGUUAGCCAUGACAUUCUUUAGAAAUCAGAUAUUAAUGUUAAAUAUAUCUAUGUUAUGUUAUAUGUUAAUAUUAAAAAUGUUUCAAAUCUGUCGAAGGUUCGCUUUGUUAACGCAAUCUGUUCAAUUAAUUAGAAAGGUUGUGAUGAUUACAUUUGCCUUGCGACUGAGGUUAUAUAUUGUUAUAUAGCCACGAUAUUCGACUUAUAAAUUGGAAACUCUUUUGAAUGUUUCAGAGGAUUAGUAUAUCUGUGGAACCCAUUAGCCAAGUGAUACAUCUUUCUGAACUUGCCAAAAAGGACACUAACGUUGUCCCGCCAUUAGAAAGGUUGUGAUAACUAGAAGUGCCUCGAGGUUAAGGAGAUGUAAGACUUAAAACUAUUAUUCGCUUCAGGUUAGGAACUGUACAUGGUUGAAGAUGUUUUCCGCGCAAAGCAUUCGGUUGUUAUCCUGCAUAGGUAUACUAAACAUAUCUUACAAUAUCCAAUAUUAGCUUUGGUAUGUUCCUCGACGGAUGGUUAGGCUUUGAACGGUAUUUUUUUUUUAAUAGAUGAAUUUCAUUUUUAAUACUAGUAAUACAUUUAGUUUUUACCCUGCCUAGUUUUACUAAACAUAUCUAACAAUAUCCUAGAUUAGCUUUGGCAUGUUCCUCAACUGUCGGCUAGGCCUGAACGGUUUCAAAAUUUCUUCUUAAAAAAUAAAUGAAUUUCAUCUUUAGCACCUGUUAAACAUUCGGUUGUUACCCUGGCUAGGUUUACUAAACAUAUCUU